Parasteatoda tepidariorum (common house spider) is the source of this 915-nucleotide messenger RNA. RefSeq lists its product as uncharacterized. The record is from RefSeq and is a predicted model, not a curated record. NCBI's taxonomy places the organism in Eukaryota, Metazoa, Arthropoda, Arachnida, Araneae, Theridiidae.
UCACGGAUUGAAAUGUCAGUGACGUCAUGGUGGAGCUAACUGUGAUGUGAUGGCUAAAACGAAUGAAAUGAACGAAGCGGACACCUGAAAAAUCACGUGCGUUGUUGUUUCUUCAAAAGCCGUUAGGAACUAAUCCUGUUCAAGUUGAAAAAAUAACACAGGUGCUAUUUCAAUAUUAUUGUUUAUCUUCAGCAAUGCUACAAAAGUCAUUCAGCGAGGGCAUAUUUUUAGAGAGAGGAGUACCUCAAUCUUCCACCAGUUACAAAAGUACCUGCCAUUUAAACAAUGAAAGAUCAUACUGCACGGCAGUAUACUUCGUGCCAAAGCUAAUUCCAAAAAGAUCGUAUUUAACACUCAAUGGUGCACCAAAAGAUAUAGACUCAUUUGCAGCAAAGGCCACGGCCACUUACAACAGGGCUUGUUCGUUAUCCAACGGCAGCAUCAAAUCUUACGAGAGCUCUGUAUCGAUGGAACAAGAAGAAUUCGAGCAAACUAAAAGCAAAGAUGUCCUAGAUGGUCUAGAAUGCCAGCAUAAUGUCGAACUGGUACCCGGCUUAGUAAUGAAAGAUUUUUCUGAAACUGUUAAUGUUUUCUCGAAAACCAGCGAUAAGUCAUACAGAUCGAGUUAUGCCUAUGAUGAGAGUUAUGUGAAGAGGAAUUACAUCGUUGGCUUAGAAGUCCAGAAAGUUCGCGAAUUCACUUUUACUGGAACUGAUGAAAACUCUACGUUUACCUCUUCAAUGAGUAUAACACCGGAAAAACUUACCAAUGAAGACGUAAAACUGAAUGGCGAAUGUGAUGAUCUAUUGUAGUAAUUAUUACGACCUUUAUAUUUAGAUGCCUCCAAAGAAUCUACUACGCUUUAUAUAUUUUUUUAAAUUUUAUGUGUAUAAUAAAUAUUGAUAUAAAUUUUUC